Molecule: messenger RNA, 831 nt
Organism: Lactuca virosa
Lineage: Eukaryota; Viridiplantae; Streptophyta; Magnoliopsida; Asterales; Asteraceae
Source: the annotation of a GenBank genome assembly
AUGGAUCAAUCAAGAUAUUGGAUCCAGAAGGAAAGAACUUGUUUGAAUUCGCAUGAGUUAUCAUCGUUUGGUGAUUCUUGGGAAGAACAAGCAUUCGCAGAAGACGCAGCCGGGCCACUCGGAGGAUGUAUAUGGCCUCCAAGAUCUUAUACUUGCAGUUUCUGUAGAAGAGAAUUUCGGUCAGCACAAGCUCUUGGUGGUCACAUGAACGUUCAUCGAAGAGAUAGGGCUAGACUGAAGCAAAGUCCAAAUAACAACCAAAUUCUUGAACCUAAUACAUCUUUGGGUAGAUGUACGUUACAAAACCCUAAUGAGAUCUGUAACCCUAAUUUUGACUUGGACAAUGCUCUCUUUUCAUCAUCUUCUCUAAGACCAUCUACAGAUUCCAUUCUCCGCCCUUUCACCUGCUCUUUCGUUCAACAACAGCAAACGAGUACACCCAUAUUGUCAUGGUCCAAGUUCGAUCCUCAGAAAAGAUUCCAUAUAGCCGAUAUGGAAAACCAAGCAGAGAAGGGUUAUACAAAAGUUAUCCAGUCGAAUACCACCAGUUCCAAGAAGAAUACUCGUCAGAUUGAGGUUCAUUUCGCUGCUAACUUAAAUCCACGCGUUAGAGGAAGAUGUGACACACCUAUCUGCAGUGACAAGAGUGACCAGGACGAUGGUUUGAUCUUCAAGAGAAGGCGAAUACACGAGGAUGUACAGUUUCUCUUUCCAAAAACUAGUAACUCGAUAAAUUGUGAUGCAGGUGAAUCCAUGGUGUCUCUUAAAAGUAGCCCGAACUCUACUUUAGAGAAUUUGGAUCUUGAGCUACGACUAGGUGAUCGGCCUUAA